Hydra vulgaris (swiftwater hydra) is the source of this 2034-nucleotide messenger RNA. RefSeq names its product SHC-transforming protein 1. Gene Ontology annotation, molecular function: protein kinase binding. Gene Ontology annotation, biological process: intracellular signal transduction. Lineage: Eukaryota; Metazoa; Cnidaria; Hydrozoa; Anthoathecata; Hydridae. The record is from RefSeq and is a predicted model, not a curated record.
GUGUACUUAUCACAUUGUUAACUUAUUUUUAUAAGAAAAUGAAAUGUGGAAUUAUUUCAAAAUUUAAAAAAGAUCCUUCUUCUAAAGAUCACUGGCGUUCUGAUACUGGAAGUUUUAUAAAAAAACCUUCAAAUGGAUGGCUGCAUUCAAAUGAUGCUUUCAAAACUGGUGUAAAUUAUGAAACUAAGUAUGUUGGUGCAGUAAAAAUUUUGGAGUCAAUGAGAAUGUUUGCUUUUAAUCAAAGAGGAGACAUUCUCAGGGAGGCAAUAUCUAAAUGUUGCAUUGAAUCAAAAAUAUAUAAUUUCAAAAAAAGUAAGGUUAUGAUGACAUAUUAUAUUAUUGGAGAUGUUAUCUUGACAAAUAGUGGAGAAAAAGUACUGACAAACAUAUCAACAAAGUCCAUAAAAUCUACUUUAUUAACAGGUGAAGUGAUAUUUGAGCAUAUGGUUGAGAAUAUUUCCUUUUGUGCUCUUGGUGAAAAGCAGUACAAAAAUUUCAUAGGAUACAUUUCAAAAGAUGUAGCAUUUGAUAGAGCCUGUUUUGUUUUCGAGUGUGGUAAUGAUUUGAGUAAUAACAUAAUAUUAUCAGUUGGUCAAGCAUUUGAAUUGAAGUAUAAAAAACAUCUUCAAACACAACCAAAAAUUCAACCAAUUGUUGGAAGAUUUACAGAUCCUCUUUUUGAAGCUCCAGAAAAAGGUUUCUACAAGGUUUCUCCAAAUAUUUAUAUUGAUUCAUUGAAAACUAAGCAAUAUGAAAACCUGGAUGAUUCCAAUGUCAAAAGCAGUCAUUAUACAGCUUUGAAUUUUGAUGAUAGCCUUGAUUGUGCAACAAUAUUUGACAACCCGAUUGCAUCAUUUGAAAAAUCAAGUUUUAAAAUUGAUGAACUGUCUAAAGAAAAUUUUUGUAGUGACAGUGUUGACUCGUUAUAUGAAAACAAUAAUAUUCUGGAAAUAAAUUACAAGUUCAAUAAAAAUACUGAGUAUGAAAUUUUAAAUAAGAAAAAUGAUAAAAAAUCAGUUGACUAUGAUAAUUUAAUGGAGUUUUUCAAUGAUGAUAGAAACUUAUCACAAACUUUUAUUAAUAACAAUAACCCAUUGGAAAUUUUAAAAGACUAUGACCCAGCGGAAAAUAUUGUGGAUCUUUUAAAUACAAAUACAGAGUAUGAUAAAAAACAUAAAAUUGUAGACUGUAGUACAAUAAAUGAAGGUACAAAAAACAUUGAUUACAAUAUAAAAAGUGAAGAAUAUUUAUUAUUUGACAAAAAUGAUCAGGAAGUAUCUAACGUUGAGAGUGUCUCUGUUAAUGGUAACUUUAGAGCUUUUAAACACAAUAAUAUGAACUCUGGGAAGGUGGAAGGAGGCUUUACAGAGACUUGUUUAAUUUCCGAUAAUACAGUUUCCAAGAAUCUUAACCAGGAAAGAUGGUUUCACGGUUUAAUUUCACGAGAUAGUGCCAAAAAUUUGAUUAAGAAAAAUGGACAGUUUCUAGUAAGAGAAAGCGCAACAAAACAAGGUCAAUAUAUUUUAACAGGCAUGCGUGACGGUAAACUAAUGAAUAUUCUGUUAGUAGAUCCAGAAGGAAAGGUACGAACACGCGAUCAUACUUUCAAUACUGUUUCUGAGCUGAUUAAAUUUCAUUUCGAACAUAACAUUCCAAUAUCUGCUGGUUCACAAACACUUUUUUUAAUCAACGAAGUUCCUUUUUUUUGACCUUUAAUUUGCUAAACUGAUUUUCUAAAUAUUUAAGUUUUUGAUUUUAGAUUAUAAAACUUUUUGUCACAGCUUAAGUUAUUAUAUUUCUAUAAAAUUUAUAGUUUAAUUUUAGGCUUAAAUGUCGGUAAUUAAAUUUUUUUAAUAUGAAGAAAAUAUUUUUUAUAUUUUGUAAAAAUGUUACACUUUUAUUUUUCAAUAAAUAUUUAUAUCUUAUUAGUUAUUUCUUGAUAAUAGUUGCAACAGUUUGUUCCACGUAUAACACCGUACUAUAACUUGUAAUUAUUACGAAUUCAUUAUUUGAGAAACUUUAUUUUUUAUUUAA